This is a messenger RNA of Trypanosoma rangeli, 3861 nucleotides long. Its product is annotated as NADH-dependent fumarate reductase-like protein. The transcript has a single exon. Bases 1 to 3861 code for a protein of 1286 amino acids. The record is from RefSeq and is a predicted model, not a curated record. Lineage: Eukaryota; Euglenozoa; Kinetoplastea; Trypanosomatida; Trypanosomatidae. Gene Ontology annotation, molecular function: oxidoreductase activity; FMN binding. Gene Ontology annotation, biological process: protein flavinylation.
AUGGUGGAAGACCAGCGCAUCUACAGCACGGACCAAAAACAUGAAUUGUUGGGGCAGCCAAUCGCCCACCAGGCAGGUAAGCGCAACGCCUUGGUGAGUACGACAGACGGAGAUCUUUUUGUUUUCGUUUUCGUUUUUAUCUACUUUGGAUCUGCAAAGCAAGCAAACACAAGCCAAACAAUGUUCUCAAGGAAACGUAUGUUGUUCCGUUCCUCCAUAGUCUGCACUGGCGCCACGGCUGCGCUGCGGCGUGGGGGGACCGCGCUGACAGCUACGACGGCAGCAGCACCAGCGCCUGGCGCACGUCUUGCUGCUGCCACCGCCGUGCGCUGGGCGUCCUCCCUUGUGAAGGACACUGCAUCGCCGCUCACGCAGCAGCGACGCUUUGUGGAAAGCACGGACGGCCGCUCUUCCGCGUCGGUUGUCAUCGUUGAUCCUGCGCUUGCCUCUAAGGAGCGUGACCGCAUGGCGCGCGAGAUGUUAUCCCGCAACCUCCCCCGCCCGCAAGCCGAGGAGCGCACAGUGGUGACGCUGAAGGGGCUGGAGUACACCGUGCCGUACACCCUUCGCUUCGUGGUCGAGGGGACAGUGGGGGCAAAGGAUGCCGAAGCUAAGGCAGGGAAAGUGCUACAAGGGGCCUUCGACAUGGUGAAUCAGUACCUGAACACCUUUAACCCCAACAGCGAGGUGUCACUGGUAAACAUGAUGCCCGUGGGGGAGAAGCACGUCAUGUCGGAACACCUGCGGCGUGUGAUGGAGUGCUCUGUACGGGUGUAUAAGUCAAGCGGGACCUGCUUUGACCCUGCCACGGCGCCACUUGUCGAACGCCUCCGUUCCAUGAUGAAAGCCGAAGACAAUGCCGACACUCUUACCCUUACAGAGCAGGAGGUGGAGCGAUUUUCACUUCCUCAGAGUUUUGACAUAAAUAUUGAGGAAGGCACCAUUGCCCGUAAGCAUGAACGGGCUAAGCUGGAUCUGGGCGGCGUAAACAAGGGCUACACCGUGGACUGUGUGGUGGAAGGGCUGAACGCGGCAGGUUUACCAGACGUGAUGUUUGAGUGGGGUGGCGACUGCCGUGCGUCGGGAGUGAACUACACGCAUCAGCCAUGGGCCAUUGCCAUCGCGCGCCCCCUGACCCUCGCGGAGGUCGUGCAACGUGCCAAGGGAGAAAAGGUUGAGAGUAGUGAAGGUCCAUCCUUGCUGCGAGUCAUGUACCUCAACGACGAGGCCGUGUGUACAAGUGGCGACUAUGAAAACGUCGAGUACUGCCCCAAGUAUGGCGUCCGCGGCACCAUCUUUGACUGGAAGAAGAAGGAGCUGCUGGAACCCGUUGAGAGCGAGCUGGCGCAGGUCUCCGUCAAGUGCUACAGUGCAAUGUACGCCGAUGCGCUUGCCACGGCGAGCCUCAUCAAGCGCGACAUCUCUAAGGUGCGAUACAUGCUGGAGGAAUGGCGCUACUCGCGGAAUCGCGUCACAAACUACACAGCCUACACACGUGAGAACGAACGUGUCGCUCGUAUGUAUGAAAUCGCAAAAGAGGACGGCGAGACCCGCGAGAAUCGCAUUGCCGGCUCGCUUCCCUCCCGUGUUGUCAUUGUGGGUGGCGGCCUCGCCGGGUUGUCAGCCGCCAUUGAGGCCGCCGCCUGCGGCGCCCAAGUUAUCGUGCUGGAGAAGGAGUCGAAGCUUGGCGGCAACAGCGCCAAGGCGACGUCCGGCAUCAAUGGCUGGGGCACGCGUGCGCAGGCGCUGCAGGAUGUCCAUGACGGCGGGAAGUACUUUGAACGCGAUACGUAUCUUUCAGGCCUCGGCGGCACCACCGACCCGGGCCUGGCGAGCACCCUCUCCGUCAAGAGCGGGGAUGCCAUUAGCUGGCUCUCCUCGCUGGGGAUCCCCCUGACAGUGCUGUCGCAGCUCGGUGGGCACAGCCGCAAGCGCACGCACCGCGCCCCUGACAAGGCGGAUGGGACACCCGUGCCCAUCGGCUUCACCAUCAUGCGCGCGCUUGAGCACCACAUUCGCACGAAACUUGCGAAUCGCGUGACGAUCAUGGAAAAUACCGCCGUCACCGCGCUUCUGAACGAAUCCAAAGGCCUGCCUGAUGGUGGGCGCGAAGUGAAGGUUACAGGUGUUUCCUACGUGAAGGCAAACGAUGCAAGCGCCUCUCCGAUGAAGCUCACUGCAGAUGCCGUCAUUCUUGCCACCGGUGGGUUUUCAAACGAUCGUAUGUCGCAAUCACUUCUCCGCGAGUUUGCGCCGCAGCUGUCUGGCUUCCCCACGACCAAUGGACCGUGGGCCACUGGUGACGGCGUCAAGCUGGCACGACGCCUUGGCGCCACGCUUGUCGACAUGGACAAGGUGCAGCUUCACCCGACGGGCCUCAUCGAUCCAAAAGACCCUGCCAAUACGACGAAGUACCUGGGCCCAGAGGCGCUGCGUGGGUCGGGCGGCGUCCUGCUAAAUAAGAGAGGUGAGCGUUUUAUUAACGAGCUUGAACUUCGCUCCGUGGUAUCCAAUGCGAUCAUUGGCCAAGACGACGAAUACCCAGGCUCCAAUGGCAGCAAGUUUGCCUUCUGCGUGCUCAACAAUGCGGCAGCAAAGCUGUUUGGCGUCAAUGCGCUGAAAUUCUAUGCAGAUACCUUGGGAGUGUUUCAGCGUGUGGAGGAUGUGGAGAUGCUGGCGCAGCUCAUUGGUUGCGAUUUUCAAACUCUGUAUAAGACGCUGGAGGAAUACGAGAGUUCCUGCAAAGCCAAGACAGUGUGCCCACUUACGGGAAGAUUUGUCUACCCGUGUGUGGUGGGCCCACAGGGUCCCUUCUACGUCGCCUUUGUGACGCCGUCGAUCCACUACACAAUGGGCGGCUGCCUCAUCUCACCCUCGGCAGAGAUUCUGCAUGAACACCACUCCGCGAACAUUCUCGAGAACCAAAGCCCCAUUCUUGGCCUCUUUGGAGCGGGUGAGGUGACAGGCGGGGUGCACGGCAAGAAUCGUCUUGGUGGUAACUCGCUGCUGGAAUGUGUCGUCUUUGGACGUAUUGCGGGCGAUCGCGCAGCGACAAUCCUGCAGAAACAGGCGCUUGCGCUUUCAAAGGACAAGUGGACGUCCGUCGUCGUCCGUGAAUCCCGCUGUGGUGAACAGUUCGGCGCCGGCUCGCGUGUCUUGAGGUUCAACCUCCCCGGUGCUCUGCAGCGCUCUGGACUGCACCUCGGUGAGUUCGUUGCCAUUCGCGGUGAGUGGGAUGGCCAGAAGCUGAUUGGCUACUACAGCCCCAUCACACUACCAGACGAGCGUGGCACCAUAUCCAUCCUCGCUCGUGGGAACAAGGGGACGCUGCGGGAGUGGAUUUCGGCCAUGCGUCCUGGGGACUCGGUGGAGAUAAAAUGCGGCGGUGGCCUGCGCAUCGACCACAAUGUGGAGAAGAAGCAGUUUAUAUUCCGAAAGCAGGUUAUCCGACAAUUUGCCCUUAUUGCGGGAGGCUCAGGUGUUGCACCAAUGCUGCAGAUUCUUCGCGCCGCGCUGAGCCAUCCCUACGUGGAUAAAACGGAGUCCGUCCGUUUGUUGUACGCCGCUGAGGAGUAUGAGGAGCUGACCUACCGCGACACGCUGCGUCGCUACGCCAAGGAGUACCCUGACAAGUUUGCCUAUGAGUUUGUGCUCAGCAACCCGCCUGAGGGAUGGACCGGUGGCGUGGGCUUCGUUGACCGCGAGUCCAUGCAGAAGACGCUGCAGCAGCCGUCAAAUGAUCUACUGGUUGCCAUCUGCGGUCCCCCGGCAAUGCAGCGUGCGGUGAAGAACGAACUGCUGAUGAUGGGCUACAACAAGGCGCUCGUGCACACGAUUGAUGAUGACAUGCAGUCCACGUAG